Drosophila subobscura is the source of this 522-nucleotide messenger RNA. RefSeq lists its product as uncharacterized. Bases 1 to 522 code for a protein of 173 amino acids. The transcript is spliced from 3 exons. NCBI's taxonomy places the organism in Eukaryota, Metazoa, Arthropoda, Insecta, Diptera, Drosophilidae. The record is from RefSeq and is a predicted model, not a curated record.
AUGCGCAAUGAAUUUGGGUCCUGCAUUAAUUAUAGUUUACAGGAUGCGAUCGUUUUCAAGCUUUCAAACUUUGUCUGCGAGAGCCACAACAAAUCCUGGUUCGUGUUCCACAACUGUCGUCUAAAGGCCGUCAGUCGCAGCAAAGUGCUCCUCAACCUAAAUGCGACGAUUUUGCAUCCGACCAACGAUAUGACCUGUCACAUUCAAAUGUUUAAGAGAGCAAAUGGAUACAAGCCCUGGCUAUUCGACAUUGACUUUGAUGUCUGUCUGUAUUUCCGAAAGCAUAAUAAUCCAUUUUUUUCCAUAGUCCAUGGUCUUUUCAAAGAUUUUACCAACUUUAAUCACACAUGCCCCUACGUGGGCUCAGUGAUUGUCAAAGAUAUGUAUCCAAGACCCGAGCUACUGCGUCUUCCCAUUCCAACGGGUGAUUAUCUCUUGUCGUUGAAGUUUUUCUACUAUAAGAAGCAUCAAUUAGAUAUAAACGCUAGUUUUACGUUCGUCGAGGAUCUACUGAAGAGCUAA